Molecule: messenger RNA, 4049 nt
Organism: Blastomyces gilchristii SLH14081
Lineage: Eukaryota; Fungi; Ascomycota; Eurotiomycetes; Onygenales; Ajellomycetaceae
Product: G-patch domain-containing protein
Exons: 2
Coding region: 604-2925 (773 amino acids)
Biological process (GO): mRNA processing
Cellular component (GO): nucleus
Molecular function (GO): RNA binding
Source: RefSeq, a predicted model, not a curated record
AGGAAGCCAGGCAGAACAAAUAUAUUAUUAUUAUUAUUAUUAUUAUUAUUAUGUCGUUACUCAGUUCUGCUGUCCGUCCGUCCCCAUCCCAUCCCAUCCCAUCCCAUCCAUCCAUCGACUGACUGGGAACGACUUCAUCACUCUGUUCCCGAGGCCGCCACAGCUGAUAUCCGGAUUAGUCACGCUCCCAGCCACGUGAGCCCGCCUGGAACCUUGUUAUGGCGGUGCAGGUGUGGCUGGAGCGGUCAACUGCGAUUGUUUCCAAGGUUUCUUCCGCUUCGGGCCAGCUUACAGCGUAUGAUCCGUUUCUACGUCAACGUUCACGAGGAUAUGAUAUAGAUCAUUAUCUGCUCUUCCUCUGGCAAAUACCUGCCAGAUCACUUCUAAACAUACUACUCACUACCUCAGGAGACUUCUAUUGACUCGUCACCAACAGCUAUAGCAGGAGAACAGCUAAGCUGAUUGGUGCAUGUCCGGUCCAUAGACGGUGAAGCCUCGAGGGCGAGGCCUUGAGAAAGGCUCCAUUUCCACCACGCGAAGCAACCCCCCUCCCUCCUCUAUUUACGUUAGGGAGUAGGAAGCAGGAAAGGAAAGGAAUACCACAUGACUAUAACUACAAGCAUGUCUGCCAAGAGAUCUAGGGCUACUUUCGAAGACGAGCAUCUCCAUGCUCCGUACGCCAUCUAUGGCACGCCCUUACCACCACUUGACCCCGAAGUCCGGGACGAUGGCUCCUAUGUUCCGGUUUGGAAGCAGGAGGUGAGGGAUGAACGGGGAAGGAAACGUCUUCAUGGUGCCUUUACUGGUGGAUUCAGUGCUGGGUAUUUCAAUACUGUCGGUUCGAAAGAGGGCUGGACUCCAUCGACCUUUGUAUCGUCCCGUCGAAAUCGCGCAAAAGAUGACAAACAGCCAACUCACCAACAACGACCGGAGGACUUUAUGGAUGAGGAAGAUCUGCGCGAAGCUGAAGAGGCGAGGAAACUCCAAACUGCUGGGGAAUAUGCCGGUUUUGGCUCGACGGCCUCUGAUGCCACGCGGCUAGGUGGUUUAAUGGAUAUUUUCAAAAUUACUGGGGAUACAAUUGGCGUCAAGCUACUGAAACGAAUGGGUUGGAAGGAGGGACAAGGAAUUGGCCCAAAAGUGCGACGGAAAGCAGACCUUGGCGAUGGGGCUGAUGCGGAAGGCAAAGUCCAUCUUUUUGCGCCGACGAACCCUCCUAUGAUAUCAUUCGUGAAGAAAAAUGAUCAUAAAGGACUUGGAUUUGAAGGGGAAGCUAGACUGGACGCAACAGUGAGGCUAGAUACUGGAGCCAAGCCACGUGCAUUGGCUCAGGCGGAAGAUUCUGAUCAAUUCGGCGGCCCUAAACCCCCGACGAAUGGGAACGACUCUCGUAAACAAAAGCCGUCGAGAAGGGGAGGUUUUGGCGUAGGUGUUCUAAACGAUACUGGUUCCGAUGACGAAGACCCUUAUGAAAUGGGGCCGCAAAUUUCCUACAAUCGAUUUAUUGACCAUGACAAGAAAGCGAAGAAAACAUCCAGCAACAGCUCUGCAGUGACGAAACCGUCAAUAGGGCUCUCAAAUCCAUUAUUAGGCACCAAGCCCGUUUUUAUCUCGAAGAAAAAAGUGGCAGCCGAGAAGACAAAGGCAGGAUUCAGGAAAUGCCAUGAUGGACGUCUACCACUUGACGGAUUUCUCCAUGGCGUAGAAAUUGCUGGAUUGACCAUUUCAACACAGGAGAAGAAGUAUGCGGCGCCAGAAAUCCCCAAAGAUUGGAAAUCCGCGAAAGUCCCUUCCCGCACAGGGCCAAUCCAAAAUUACAUGUCAAGCGCUGAAGCCGCGAAGGCAUCAUCCCUGGACCCUACAUCAAGAGCUGCUUUGCUGGGCGAAGCACAAUUACCGGGUAAAUCGGUGUUCGACUACAUGACUCCAGCAGGGCGUGACAAGAUUGUCAAAGCUACAGGGCGCACUGAUUUACCUCCAGCCCUAGGGGAGAAGGGACCGGAAGGGUUCCUUACCACAGAGGCGCAGAAACAGCAAGAUUUAUGGAACCUUGUGCCAAAGUUAGAUAAAGAUGUCGCCGUACAAGCCCUUAAUCGCGGAAUUAGUGGCUGGAUGCCUUACGCGGAAGAUGAAGCCAAACGAUCACGAUACCGUUCGUUCCUUGAGGUCCGCGCGGGCCUGCGGGACAAGCUUCCCGAUCGCGCCCCCGGCGCAACAACCGAUGACUGGCUAACCGAGCUGCAAGAAUUCGCGCGUGCCGCUCAAGUCUUCAGGCCGGUAUCUGGCCUGAUGGCAUCGCGCUUCACUUCCUCCUUCGAUUCCUCGUCUAUCUCCCAACAGCAGCAACAAUCCCAACAAUCCCAACAAUCCCAUUCGACGCCAGCAGGAGCAGUUAAUGCUCAACACGAACCCCUCAUCCGCAGACCAGACCCAAAGCCUCAAGAUCCCGCCGAAGCAGCCGCUGAAAUCGGCAUGUACGGGCCCCUGACGCGAUCAUCCAUCCCAUUUUCCCCCUCUAGACUUCUCUGUAAACGCUUCAACGUCCGGCCCCCUUCCAGCAUCGCUGUUGAUGCGGGUGAUAUGCCUGGCGGCCCUGGUCGGACGCCCACCAUGCCCUCCGGAUCUAAAUUGGAUAUCUUGUCCAAGGAGGCGGUGAAUCGGAUUCUGAUGGGGGCAGGGGCGGUUGUUGCGACGGCAGGUGCAUGUGCGAGUGCAGGUUGGGCUGAGGGCGAACAACAACAGGAGCAGCAACAGCAGCAGGAGCAGCAAGGGCAGGAUCAGCGACCGUUGGAGAGGAAGGAGAUUGUUGUUGAUCCUGGGCGAAACGAGGCGCUGGAGGCAGAGAGACCUGGCGAUGCAGUUUUCAAGGCCAUAUUUGGGAGUGAUGAUGAGGGCGAUGGGGAUGGAGAUGAGGAUAUGGAUUGAUUGAAACGAAAUAUAUACGCAUAUCCAUUCAUCCGUAUGUAGCCCUCAUCCCGUCCGGAUGCCUUUUCAAUUCCUUUUUUUCUGAGUGAAAAGCGAGGAAGGAGGAAAGGAAGGAUAACAAAUAAAAAAUGAGUUUGUUUGACUCCCCCCCUUUUUUUUGGGGUUUCUGAAUUUCUAAAUUUUGGUUAGGUUAUUAUAUCCCUCCCUCCCUCUCUCCCCUCUCAGCGCUUCAGCAACUCCCUGUUUGGUCACUUGUAGAAUUAUUCCCACACCCCCCUCCUCAUUUGAUGUUUCGGAUGGGGCAAGUUACAUACUCCCCGUUGCCUUUUACAUGGUUUAUCAUCGGUCGUGGGUGGUGGACUUGUGAAGUGAAUAGCUAUUUUUCUACUUCAUAUCACUAUCCGUCUAUCUGGAUGUGAUGGAUAACAAUGGUGGACAAUCAACUAUCUAACCACUAUUCGCUGAGAAUCUGCUACAGUUUCCCCUCUUCCAAAGAGCUCGCCGCAGGAGGGUCCUACGGGAGGUUAGUUCAGUUUGCUGGUGAGCUGGUAGCGAUGUGGGGAAGAACACUCUUCGAUCCGAGGAAAGGAAAAGUAAGAUGAGGUUAAGUAGUCUCCUAAUAACUAUGCCUGCGUGGGAAGGUAGGUAGGUAUAUUGUAAAAUGUAAAAUAUGUAAUUUCAGUUCAAGAUCGACCCCUCCUCGCACAGUACAUCACUUUCGCAGAAAUCCAGCUAUCCUUCCAGUUUCUCCGUACUACUGAGUAGCUAUGUAGCUAAGUUACGUUCUUCCACGCCUGGUUUAAGCCUACGUAAUCUGACCCCAGGAUGCAGGCUCGGGAAACAGGAGGAUAUGUUUCUUCGUCAUCGAUUUCCUGGCCUUUCUUUUAGAUAUGUGGAGACCGAGCUCGCAAUAAUUCUGAUAUUUGUGUAACUUGAUUAAUUUGAAUACUUUUUUUUUUUUUUUUUUCUAAGUUGAGACGUCCUGCGUUCCUCUUCCAAUUUAGCUGCGUUGCCUUAUUAUGAAUCAAGGAAAGCAACUCGGUAUAAAAACAAAGUUAUUUGGGUUGAUUAUCUCAUGAGUCUAGAUCUUCUUCUCAGCUAUUGUCACUUUUUAGGAGCAAUCG